AUGUCAAAGCCCUCACUCAUCUUCGCCCCGGGCGCGUGGUACCCGCCCACAGCAUUCGACCCUACUAUCACCAAGCUGAACGAGCUUGGCUACAGCCACUGUCACACCGUGGCGUUUCCCUCCGUGCAGCAGGCCGCCAGUGUCAAAGACCUCAAACCAGACAUCGAGGCGGUGCGGGCGCUAGUCGCACAGGAGGCGGACGCGGGGCGCGACGUGAUUGUCGUGUCGCACAGCUGGUCCGGGCUACCAGUGAAUAGCGCGCUGGACGGGCUGAGCCGGGAGGAGCGCGAGGAGGAGGGCAAGGCGGGGGGGGUGGUGAGGCUGGUGUUUGUGGCGGCUUUUAUUCCUAAUAUUGGCGAAAGUCUGAUUGGGGCGUUUGGGGGGACGCCGCCGCCGUGGUACGUUCUUGAUGAGGCAAGUGGGACUCUGACGACCACGGAUCCAUAUACACUGUUCUUCCAUGACGUGCCCGAUGGCAAGGAGUGGGCUGCGGCUCUGAAGCCUCACUCGUGGGUCACGAAGAAUACGCCCUCGACUAGCGCUGCGUACUUCUUCAUCCCAACGUACUACCUGCUGUGCGAGGAGGACCGUGCGAUUCCCCUGGCUGUGCAACAGGUCAUGGUCGACCGGGCCCGGCGAAAGGGCGCCGAGAUCGAGACAGAAAAGAUCAACACGGGGCAUACGCCGUGGCUUGCAGCUCCGGAGAAGUUUGUGGCCUACAUUCGGCGACAGGCUGGUGAAGAGGUUUGA
Penicillium chermesinum is the source of this 750-nucleotide messenger RNA. Its product is annotated as alpha/beta hydrolase. Lineage: Eukaryota; Fungi; Ascomycota; Eurotiomycetes; Eurotiales; Aspergillaceae. The record is from RefSeq and is a predicted model, not a curated record. The transcript is spliced from 2 exons. The coding region runs from base 1 to 750 and encodes 249 amino acids.